AUGGCAAUCUACCAAACCAUCGAUCACUCCAAGUCAUUCCAAGGGCAAGCGCCUUGGGUGCAAGCCCCACCUCUUGGGAAUACAGUACUGCCCGCUCCCGGGAAGCAUACUGCGACCAUUAUCCUCCUGCACGGAUUUGCCAAUAGCGGAGCUGCUUGGGUACCAAUUGCAAAACAUUUGCAAACCUCCCAACCCCACAUAAAAUUCAUUUUACCCAACGCAUCUAUUAUCAAGGUUCAUGUUCCUAUCGCAGGAGCUCCUGGUGAAGCCGAGCUCCCUGCAUGGUGGGAUCCUCUUCUCGCCGGUGGGCUGCGGGAACGUUGGAGUGGGAGGGAUACGCCAAUCGGGGACGUUGAGGGGUUCAAAGACGCCUCCGGGAAAGUUGAGAAGAUUAUCGAGGAAGAGUCGAGGCUUGUUGGGCCUGGGAGAGUCUUUCUGGGAGGAUUGUCGCAGGGCACUGUCUUGAGUCUAGCGGUCGGAUUAGAGAAUGAUAAGAUUGGUGGCAUUAUUGCUUUAUCUUCGUCUCUUUCAGUGCCAGAUUCUCUCAAGUCAAUUGGAACACCACAACCUUCGACGCUUAAGAAGGCUAUCUUCUGGGCUCACGGGGCAACUCAAUCUGUCGACUAUCUUGUUAACCAUGUUGGGUUCAAGAAGAUUUCAAGAUAUGAUGCACCGACGGCUGGGACUAUUACAUGGAGCUCGUAUGAAGGAUUGAAACACGAGACGAAUAUCGAAGAGCUUGAGGAUAUCCAGAACUGGUGA
This is a messenger RNA of Mollisia scopiformis, 762 nucleotides long. RefSeq names its product alpha/beta-hydrolase. The record is from RefSeq and is a predicted model, not a curated record. Gene Ontology annotation, biological process: protein depalmitoylation. NCBI's taxonomy places the organism in Eukaryota, Fungi, Ascomycota, Leotiomycetes, Helotiales, Mollisiaceae. Gene Ontology annotation, molecular function: carboxylic ester hydrolase activity; palmitoyl-(protein) hydrolase activity. The transcript is spliced from 4 exons. Gene Ontology annotation, cellular component: cytoplasm. Bases 1 to 762 code for a protein of 253 amino acids.